Messenger RNA from Strigops habroptila (Kakapo), 1707 nucleotides. RefSeq names its product calcium activated nucleotidase 1 (gene CANT1). The transcript is spliced from 4 exons. The coding region runs from base 376 to 1569 and encodes 397 amino acids. Lineage: Eukaryota; Metazoa; Chordata; Aves; Psittaciformes; Psittacidae. Gene Ontology annotation, biological process: proteoglycan biosynthetic process. Gene Ontology annotation, molecular function: calcium ion binding; UDP phosphatase activity; GDP phosphatase activity. The record is from RefSeq and is a predicted model, not a curated record.
CCUGCUUGGGUGGAGCUGCCACGUGUCUCGCAGUGUCCCCGUGGGGCCUGGGGACAUGCUCACCAGUGGGGCUGGUUCCCAGGGGCCGUGGGAGCUGGGCGAGGCCCGGUGGCUUCUUCGGAGGCAGCAAGGGUCAGCCUCACUGCGGGAGGGGACCCUCCUUCCUCCGGGGCCGUGCAGGGACACUGCUCAGCAGGAUGCCCCAACACAGGCCCCAGGGCUCGCCACGGCCUCCUCUCCCUGCCUGGGCUGCGGUGGACCCGGGGCAGGUGGAGCUGCUGAGCAGGCCAUGCGUGUCUGCCAACACGCCUGGGCUUGCCCAGGUCGGGGACUGCAGAGCAAGGAUGAAGUGAGGUUCUCCUCACCUGCAGUCUGAUGCCCGUCCCACCCUGCGAUGAGUCUAUGAGCCCCCUCCGGAUCAGCGUUGGUGGUCUGCCUGUCCUCGCGUCCAUGACCAAGGGUGCUGACCCCCGCUUCCGACUGCGCUGGAAGGCCAUCGUGCUGUCGUCAGCCUGUUUGGGGUUUGUGCUGCUGCUCUUCUGCCUGCACCGGUCCUCCCCAGCACGGCACGGCCCGCCCAAUCCUCACAACUGGCAGCUCAGCCUGCAGGCAGGGGACCGCUACAAUGACACCUACCCGCUGUCCCCACCCCAGAGGAACCCCGAGGGCGUGCGCUACCGCAUCGGAGUCAUCGCGGACCUGGACACGCAGUCCCGGGGCUCUGAGGAGCACACAUGGUUCAGUUACCUGAAGAAGGGCUACCUGGUGCUGUCAGACAGUGGGGACAGCGUGACGGUGGAGUGGGACAAAGAUGAGAGCGUGCUGCAGUCCCACCUGGCUGAGAAGGGCAGGGGCAUGGAGCUCUCCGAGCUGGUCGUCUUUAACGGGAAGCUGUACGCUGUGGACGACCGGACAGGAGUGGUCUAUCAGAUUGAGGGCAACAAGGUGGUGCCCUGGGUGAUCCUUCCGGACGGGGAUGGCACAGUGGGGAAAGGCUUCAAGGCAGAAUGGCUGGCGGUGAAGGACGAACACCUCUACGUGGGGGGACUGGGCAAGGAGUGGACCACGACGACGGGGGAGGUGGUGAAUGAGAACCCCGAGUGGGUGAAGGUUGUCGGCUACAAGGGCGACGUGGGCCAUGAGAACUGGGUGGCAAACUACAACGCGCUGAGGGCUGCAGCGGGCAUCCGACCCCCAGGUUACCUGAUCCACGAGUCGGUGUCCUGGAGCGACACGCUGCAGCGCUGGUUCUUCCUGCCGCGCCGCGCCAGCCACGAGCGCUACAACGAGAAGGCGGAUGAGCGGCGCGGCACCAACCUGCUGCUGAGCUCCACACAGGACUUCGGGGACGUGACAGUUGGACGCGUGGGGGACGUGGUCCCCACUCAUGGCUUCUCCUCCUUCAAGUUCAUCCCGGACACGGACGACCAGAUCAUUGUGGCGCUGAAAUCGGAGGAGGACAACGGCAAGAUCGCCAGCUACAUCAUGGCCUUCACGCUGGAUGGACGCUUCCUCCUGCCCGAGACCAGGAUCGGGAGCGUGAAAUACGAGGGCAUUGAGUUUAUUUAACGACUGUUGCACUGGACCGGAGGGGCGCGGGGCCUCUGCCAGCCGGGGGCAGCCGCGGGCUCAGCCGAGGGAUGCCGGGCUCCGCUCCCAGCUCUGUACUUGGCCUUGGCGCUCCCGUAAAGCAUUGGCUCUGGUGCA